Molecule: messenger RNA, 1033 nt
Organism: Aspergillus steynii IBT 23096
Lineage: Eukaryota; Fungi; Ascomycota; Eurotiomycetes; Eurotiales; Aspergillaceae
Exons: 2
Coding region: 273-1019 (248 amino acids)
Source: RefSeq, a predicted model, not a curated record
CUAAUUUAUUUUUGUCGACUUUUAUAUCCCUGCAUAAUCACACAUUUUUUCUUUUUGCCGAUCGGCCGUAAUCGCCCGCCAUGCAGGGGUUGCAAAUCGACGAAUUGAAAACCCCUCACGCCAUUCUCACGAAACGCCUCAUUCAUUUUUCUUUCCUCCAACCUUUCCGUUAUUGCCCUAUCUGUCCACGUAUUUGCUCGGAAUCCCUCCGGAUUACUUCUCAUUGAUUUUCAACUUGCGUUUCAGUUCUGUUGAUAACAAUAUCUCUCACUAUGCGAGGACAUCAAGUGUCUCUCCGUAUCGCCCUCCCUGGCCCCCAUCAUACAGCUUGGCUGCCGACCAUCUGCUACGCAAUCUCUCUAACCACUACGACAUAUACGUUGGGAAUUUCUCAGCAGUUACUACAUUUGAUUCAAGGCCUGCUAUCCAAUUCGAACAACGAAAAUAAACUACUUACAGGUGCAUCGGCUUAUUUGUCUUCAGUGUUUUACUGGAUAUUGAUGUUGUUUCACUUUCUCGCCUUCAUGUUCCUAGUGUGGUCUACUAUUGCGUCAGUCGAGCCAAAAGCAACGACGGAGCAAAGGCCAGAGAUCGAUAAGGCCGAUGACCCACUUUUCGAAGAGAUACUAGAUGCCUCGGGCGAUGAUGAAUGCAAUAACCAAGAACAUAAUCAACUUGUGCUGGCGGGACAAACGCCAGAACAUGAUUCUGACGAAUCAUUGUCUUAUGAAACCGAAUCCGCUGAAGCCCAGUCAGCCAAAACUCAAACGCAGUCCAGAUGUCAACAUCCCCUGUCCCUCGAAAGAUCAAAUGGAGCCCCGAUGCAACGCAACAAUUCUGAAGAUCUACCAUCAGACACUGAUACAGAAGAUUCUGUGACCUUCUGUGGAAAUAUUCCAUAUCUGCCACUAGUCCCGCUGAAUAUCAAACAGGCUCUCGCAUUGGAUCAGGUCGGAAAGGCUCUCAAUUCAGUCACAGAUUUGAGCAAGUACAGAACGAACAACGAGAUAUACAGAUAACUACUUAGAUAUAC